This is a messenger RNA of Pistacia vera, 629 nucleotides long. RefSeq lists its product as uncharacterized. The transcript has a single exon. The record is from RefSeq and is a predicted model, not a curated record. Gene Ontology annotation, cellular component: chloroplast thylakoid. Bases 58 to 513 code for a protein of 151 amino acids. Lineage: Eukaryota; Viridiplantae; Streptophyta; Magnoliopsida; Sapindales; Anacardiaceae.
CCACACACCACAGAAUUCAUAAACCACUCGCCUUGGCUUCACGGAUCAGACAGAGUGAUGGCUUCCACAAUCUCUUCGUCUUUAGUUUUAUCGCUCCCUCGUGUGCGAAUUGCGCACCCUGUCUCUUGCAAGGCGCAGACUCCUAAACCAGCGCCAGUACUUCAUACCAACCGGAGGAACUUAUUACUUUUCUCGUUGACGGCAAUGCCGGUUUUAACAGCGAGAGAAUCUGCGGGUUUGGCGCAGGACAUUCCGCUGUUCGGUUUGAGGAAGAAUCUGAAGAAGGCAGAGGAGGAAGCGGUGGAAAUUGUGAAGGAAGCAGAGAAAAAGAUAGAAACGGCAGAGAAGGAGAUUGUGAAAGAAGCAAAAAAGGCGGAGAACGAAAUCGAAACGACAGUGAAUUUUGGAGCGUUGGCACAGGCGGGAGCUGUAGCUGGAGCAGAGGUUAUCGGAGUGGUGGUUGCUAGUGCUGUCGUUAAUGGAAUUUUGGGACCUGAACCACGAAAGUCUUGAGGAUUUUCAUAAUUAUCAAUCUUUUUUUAAUGUUUUUGCUGUAUUGUUUUAUUAAGUUAUUGUAAUUAUGGAAAUUUAAUGAAUAAUAAUUAUUUUCUCCAUUGAAAAUUUAGUUA